UGAUGAGUUUGCACGUACGGAGACAGGCCUCAGUAUUACUUGCUCAGACCGCGGAGAAGCGAGAAGCCCAGCCUUGCUCAGGGCGAUGGGCUCCCUAGUGGCGGCCGUCUGGAGAGCGCUCCAUCCUAGCACUCUCCUGCUCGGUGCCGUCGUCUUCCUGGUCCUUGCAAAUUUCUUCAGAAGACGACGGCUCCCAAAGAACUACCCGCCAGGGCCCAGGAGUGUGCCUUUCUUUGGGAACUUCUUCCAACUGGAUUUUAAGCAGCCGCAUCUGUCCCUUCAGAAGUAUGUGAAGAAAUAUGGGAAUAUUUUCAGCAUGGAAUUCGGUGCCUGGCCUACAGUUAUUGUAACUGGAUUGCCCUUAAUCAAAGAAGCCCUUAUCCACCAGGGCCACAAAUUUGUGGACCGCCCCAUAUCCCCUAUUCGAGAACGUAUCUUUAAGAAAAAUGGACUGGUCCUGUCCAAUGGCCAGAUAUGGAAGGAGCAAAGAAGGUUCACCCUGACAACACUAAGGAACUUUGGUUUAGGGAAGAGGAGCUUAGAGGAACGCAUACAGGAGGAGGUCUGUCACCUCGCCCAGGCAAUAAAGGAAGAGAACGGACAGCCUUUUAACCCUCACUUCAAGAUCAACAAUGCAAUUUCCAAUAUUAUUUGCUCCAUCACCUUUGGGAAACGCUUUGAGUACCAGGAUGAGCAGUUUCAAGAAAUGCUGAUGUUGCUGGAUGAGGUCAUACGUCUAGAGACAUCAGUGUGGGCCCAUCUCUAUACUACCUUUCCACGGAUAAUGCACUUCAUUCCUGGAAGCCACCAAGCGCUCUUCAGCAAAUGGGAGAAGCUAAAAUUGUUUAUUUCUCGCGAGAUUGAAAAGCACAAGAGAGAUUGGAAUCCUGAGGAAACAAGAGAUUUUAUCGAUGCAUACCUCGAGGAAAUAGAAAAGCAUACGGGUGAUGCUACUUCCACUUUCCAUGAGGAAAACCUCAUCUUCACCACCCUGGAUCUCUUCUUGGCUGGAACAGAGACAACUUCGACCACGCUGCGCUGGGCUCUGCUUUACAUGGCCUUCUACCCAGAGAUCCAAGAAAAAGUACAAGCUGAGAUUGAUGGAGUCCUUGGCCAGUCACAGGUGCCCAGCAUGACUUCCCGGGAGUUCAUGCCCUACACCAAUGCUGUCGUUCAUGAGGUGCAGAGAAUGGGAAAUAUCCUCCCCCUGAAUGUGCCCAGAGAAGCGACAGUUGAUGCCACCCUGGCUGGAUACGACCUACCCAAGGGCACCAUGCUUGUGACCAAUCUGACUGCACUGCACAGGGACCCCGCAGAGUGGACCACCCCUGACACAUUCAAUCCAGAGCAUUUUCUGGAGAAUGGACAGUUCAAGAAAAGGGAAGCCUUUCUGCCCUUUUCAAUAGGAAAGCGGGUGUGUCUUGGAGAACAGCUGGCCAAGGCUGAGCUGUUUAUUUUCUUCACCACUCUUUUGCAAAAAUUUACCUUUAAGGCCCCAGACAAUGAGAAGCUGAGCCUGGAUUUCAGAAUGGGCAUCACCAUCUCCCCAGUCAACUACCGCAUCUGUGCUAUUCCUCGGGCAUGAAGGUGGUAGGGAAGGAGAAGGGAAUGGGCAUGUUCCUCUGAAGUCUCGGCCCCCUGCUGUGGACCAGGGGAGCAGAGUGGAAGUGGCUCUGAGCAGAGUGUAGGAAAUGGAAUCAGAGGAAACUGGAUUCAAAUCCAGUUUUAUUGCCCCCAGUGUAGCCUUGAGCAAAUCAUGUAUCUCUGGAACACACCCCCAAUUAUAUUUCUAAAGUAAAACCAAUCACAUCAGGCCUUGAACUUGCUAAGUGUCUUCGA
This is a messenger RNA of Pteronotus mesoamericanus, 1839 nucleotides long. RefSeq names its product cytochrome P450 2J2. Bases 86 to 1585 code for a protein of 499 amino acids. Gene Ontology annotation, molecular function: iron ion binding; oxidoreductase activity, acting on paired donors, with incorporation or reduction of molecular oxygen, reduced flavin or flavoprotein as one donor, and incorporation of one atom of oxygen; heme binding. Gene Ontology annotation, cellular component: intracellular membrane-bounded organelle; cytoplasm. Gene Ontology annotation, biological process: xenobiotic metabolic process. NCBI's taxonomy places the organism in Eukaryota, Metazoa, Chordata, Mammalia, Chiroptera, Mormoopidae. The record is from RefSeq and is a predicted model, not a curated record. The transcript has 9 exons.